Molecule: messenger RNA, 1782 nt
Organism: Penicillium salamii
Lineage: Eukaryota; Fungi; Ascomycota; Eurotiomycetes; Eurotiales; Aspergillaceae
Source: the annotation of a GenBank genome assembly
AUGUCCAAAAGACCCGCUGAGCUCCCUUUGGAGCGAGACUUUUCCGGCUCACCCGCUUCCAAAAAAGCUCGUGUCGAGGACGCCAACGCAGACGGUUCCGCCAGCGGCGCAGAUGAUGUCGACGUGCAAGGAGCAGCCGAGCUAGAAGCAGAGGAGCUUGAGGAGGGCGAAAAGGACCCGUCGGAAAUCCUGGAUAUUGACGAGGAUGCGCCUGCACUCAGCGCACCGAAGCGACAAAGCGCCCCUAUGGAAGGCUACGGCGACCUGUAUCUCGACACAAUCAAUCGCCAGAUCUUAGACUUCGACUUCGAGAAAUUGUGCUCGGUCAGUCUGUCAAACAUCAAUGUGUACGCAUGUCUCGUCUGCGGCAAAUACUUCCAAGGCCGAGGUCCCAAGUCGCAUGCGUAUUUUCACGCGCUCGAGGUUGGACACCACGUCUUCAUCAACAUUGGCACAAAGAAAGUCUAUGUGUUGCCAGAAGGAUACGAAGUACAGAACAAGAGUUUGGAAGACAUCAAAUAUGUGGUCGAUCCCCAUUACACUAAAAGCGAAGUGAUCAAGCUAGACAAAGAAGUCCACGAUGCUUGGGAUCUGUCAGGGUCUAGAUACAGACCAGGCUUCGUCGGUAUGAACAACAUCAAAGCCAACGAUUAUGUGAAUGUUGUAGCUCAACUGCUAGCACACGUUCUGCCUAUACGCAAUUUCUUCCUCCUCCAAAACUUCCCUACGCCUGGUACUCCGGAGAUCGUUCUGCGUUUCAGCACACUUGUUCGCAAGCUUUGGAACCCAAAAGCUUUCCGCUCACACGUAUCUCCACACGAGCUGCUACAGGAGAUUGCUUUGCGAUCUUCCAAGCGCUUCACGCUCACAAAUCAGGCCGACCCAGUCGACUUCUUGUCUUGGUUCUUGAACAGUCUUCACCUUGCUCUGGGCGGAUCUAAAAAGCCUUCCCCUACUCCAACAAGUGUUGUUCAUGCGGCAUUCCAGGGUCGAGUGCGGAUUGAAAGCCAAGCUAUCACUGCUCAUUCCGAUACUCAGAAUGCCCGCUUGGUGUUCACUGACUCCGGUACCAUUAAAAGCCAAGUCACACCCUUCCUAAUUUUGACACUGGAUCUACCACCCACCCCUCUCUUCCAGUCUGUCAACCGAGAGUCGAUCAUUCCACAGAUUCCCUUGACAACCUUGUUGAACAAGUACAACGGCUACACAGCAUCUGAGAAAUUAGACCACCGUGUCCGACACCGUCUUCUCCAUCCUCUUCCUCCUUAUCUCUUCUUCCACAUCAAGCGUUUCAGCAAGAAUCGCUUCGUCUCUGAGCGAAACCCAACUAUUGUCACUUUCCCCUCCCCCCGCUCCUUGGACAUGUCCCCAUAUGUCGAGCCGAACCCAGAUGUUUGGUCACCCGGCGAACCAAUUCUGUACGAUCUUGUGGCAAACAUCAUCCUUGACCCAGCUAUGGCCGCACCCGGUGGAAUGGAUGACGCUGCCGAAAAGGGCACCAACGCUGCAUCAGGCGCCGGUGGCUCCUCCACCGGAGCCGGUGGUGGCAGCGAAAAGGUUUCCUGGCAUGUCCAACUCCACGACAAAGCUAUGUCGGCGGAGAACUCACAAACGAAAAAGGCAGGUUCCCAAGGGAAACAACAACAACGUGGCCCAGAGUGGCUUGAAAUCCAGGACUUGUUUGUCAAGCGUGCAGAGAGUGAAACGCUGUUCACACGUGAAGGAUACCUCAUGGUUUGGGAGCGGCGCAAGAUCCCUGGACAAAAAGGGAAAGGUGCAUAG